This is a messenger RNA of Argentina anserina (silverweed cinquefoil), 1649 nucleotides long. RefSeq lists its product as uncharacterized. Bases 450 to 1328 code for a protein of 292 amino acids. The transcript has 5 exons. Lineage: Eukaryota; Viridiplantae; Streptophyta; Magnoliopsida; Rosales; Rosaceae. The record is from RefSeq and is a predicted model, not a curated record.
UCCUUAGGAGAAAUAAAACAAAUACUAACCCAAAGAAUUAUUGUAUUCCAUUGUGGUUUUUUUCUGUUUCUGAUUCUCAGCUAAGCUCUGCUGCUUCCUCCUUGUUCCUCUCACAACACCACCCCCCGCUUAGAUCGGAUCUCUUCUCUUCCCCCAUUCACCACUUUCGCCUCUAACUUCAUCUCACGCCACCUGUUCUCUCCCCUUUCCAUCUUCCCCAGUAAAAUUCCACACAAACCAAAACCCCAUUAACCAAAAAAACACGUCUCCAAGUUUCUUACCUUUGUAUUCCACCACCAUCAUAUAUCAUAAACACAGAAACACAUCAGCUUUGGUUGCUUAGCCAAAACAGGGGCAGGGCCUUAUUUUUCAGGUCUUUGAUGCCUGAACAAUACCCAACUUUGCUUUCUCUGUAUUUUGGCUGGGAAUCCAAACUGGGUCUGUGUUAAAUGGGCAAUGUAACAGCUGGUGUGGCUGCAAAGUUUGCGUUCUUUCCACCAGACCCGCCGACGUAUCAUGUGUCGAAAGACGAGGGAGGGAAGGUUGUGUUCUCUGGAGUCUCGGCAGAUAAGAACAUGGAGGCGCAUUUGCUUGAGACCAAAGGAGGAAACAGAGUCGUUGCCACGUUUUGGAAGCACCCUUUUGCCAGGUUCACCAUUCUUUACUCGCAUGGCAAUGCUGCUGAUUUGGGUCAGAUGCAUGAGCUCUUCAUUGAGCUCAGGGCUCACCUCAGGGUUAAUAUCAUGAGCUAUGAUUAUUCGGGAUAUGGAGCAUCCAGCGGUAAGCCAUCCGAGUUCAACACCUAUUACGACAUAGAAGCUGUGUACAAUUGCUUAAAGACAGAAUAUGGAGUAAAGCAAGAGGAUUUGAUACUUUACGGCCAAUCUGUUGGAAGCGGACCGACACUGCACAUGGCUGCUCGGUUAAAGAGACUGAGAGCUGUUGUUCUUCAUAGUGCAAUACUUUCAGGCAUACGAGUCUUGUAUAAUAUCAGAGUGACAUUUUGGUUCGACAUUUUCAAAAAUAUAGACAAAAUACGGCAUGUUGCCUGUCCGGUCUUAGUUAUACAUGGAACAGAAGAUGACAUUGUCGAUUUGUCCCAUGGGAAGCGUUUAUGGGAACUUGCCAAGGAAAAAUAUGACCCCUUAUGGGUCAAGGGCGGAGGCCAUUGCAACCUAGAAACGUAUCCAGAGUACAUUAAGCACUUACGCAAGUUCAUAAAUGCGAUGGAGAAGCUCUCACUCGCAAAUCCGGCGAAGAAGGAACUCACUCCUACCCCAAGUAUUGAAGUAAAACACAACAAGUGCUUGAGAUUUUCCAAAAAAUAGCUGGUUAUUGUUACUUCUUCUGAGAAGUAUUAGGGAAUGUAAAACAGAGAAUCCCACUGUAGUGUGAUCCUAUGUCCACUAAUAGCUAUAAUUGCUUGUAUCGUGAACGAAUCUUUGGCGGAGCUAUCAAGCUUGGUGUUUUUCUUGUUAGAUGAAUGGAUGGAAAUCAUGCAUAGUGUUUGAUCUAGAUGUUCCUUUAGAUAGUCAUCUUCACUGCUUCCUUCCUGAGUUCCUGGUGAUCUGGAUGUCAUAUGUGUAAUUAAAAGGAACGGAGCUUUAUGUAAAGAUUAUCGUCACUUUCAGAAAAGAGAAUACAUGGUU